AUGACGAGCUUAGUCAUCCUAGUGACUGAGUUGGGUGGGAGCAGAUUCUUUAUCAGACCAUUUGUUUUCUCCUCGGCCCAAGCAUUCACUGCUUCUCUUACCACGACAAGGCUGCGUUCGACCCAAACCCCGUUGGCGAAGGAAAGGAGAGGGCCGCCGAGUGGCCCGCCGUCGGCUAGGAGGCAGGUGGAGAUCUGCGACGAUAGGGAAUUGAGCUCCUGGAUCGAAUCGAACAUGAGGAAGCGCAGGAGCUGUUCGAGGGCAGGGAGGCCCGACCCGACCGCGACCAUGGCCAGCACGACGUGA
Messenger RNA from Striga asiatica, 306 nucleotides. The record is from the annotation of a GenBank genome assembly. NCBI's taxonomy places the organism in Eukaryota, Viridiplantae, Streptophyta, Magnoliopsida, Lamiales, Orobanchaceae.